ACCUCAGACAGCAUUGAACCCAAACUGGGGUUUUGCCCCCGCCCCCAGACAGGUUUUUUCAGGUGAGCGAGCUCAGCCGUGUCAUUCUAUCUCGGAGCUGCCAGACAGGGUCUUUGUGCUUAGUGACUUUUCCAACAGCCAUAACUGCGGAUUAAAUGAACCACUACGCAGGAGGAUGGAGGGAAGUCAGACGUUUCAGGGACAACGUGAUCCUUACACCUGGUUCACAGAGUCUCAGCUCCAGUCUGUCAUCAGGAACGGUGUAGUCCCAGAGUGGUUUCAUGGGAUCAUUUCCAGAAAGACAGCAGAGGAACUGCUAAUGGCUAAGCCACCGGGUUACUUCCUCAUCAGAGUCAGUGAGAGCAGGAUCGGCUACACUCUCUCGUAUCGCGCAGAGGACCGCUGCAGACACUUUAUGAUUGAUGCACUGGAAACUGGCUCUUACAUCAUAGUGGGGGAAAACAGGUAUCACCGGUUUCUGCAUGACCUGGUGGACUUUCAUCGUAGAACUCCCAUCAUGCCUUUCACUCAAGUGCUGACUGUUCCUUGUGGACAGGCCUCUAAUGACAAGACUGACUAUGCAGAACUACUGUUUCGCUCAAGAGGUCCAGGCUCCAGGGCCAGUUUGCCACCAAACAACUCCCAGGUUCCCAACAUAAAUCCACCAGGGUCAAGAGAGGAUAUCCCACCCGCCCUUCCUCACCGCCCAAAUUAUUUGGGAAACUCACCAAUUUUGCCUCAAAAAAGCCAAACAAAUAGACUCUACCCUUCUUUGGAAGAUGAGUUUCAACACAAUACCUCUCCACCUCCAGCACUGCCUGUCCCAACACCCAGGAAGAAAUAUACAGGUGAUAAUCCUCCAUCCAACCAGCCUCCCGAAGUCCCUUUUCGAGACUGCAUGGCUCCGAAGCAGAAUCAGGCUGUCAGAACAGUCUCUGCACCUGAGAAUCUGCCCACGUUUGCAGGCUCCGAACAACCGCCUGCUACCAACAGCCAGCAAGUGAGGAAUCAAGAAGUAAAGCCGUCGGUCGUCACCAACCUAAAGAACCUCAAGAAGAAAUUCCAAAAGAAGAGGGGCCCAUUGCAGGAUAAUUCAUACGCAGAGACUAACACUGAGGCAAUUGACAGGGGUGAAAAUGGUGAGCAUGAGUACCAGGAGAUCACGGGGGAUCUGACCUUUUGUGAUCCACCACUUUCCUCCAGCUGCACUCCUGUGAAGCUGACUGACGACAUGUUACCCUUAGAAUAUAUGCCACCUCCACCUUUUGCUCCAGGCUACGGACCCACAUGAGAAAAUAAAGUGCAUAAAAUAUAGUGAAUAUGGACAGCUCACAGUGAUCACCUGAAACUAUAAUAAACAAGUGAGUCAAGUCAAGGAAGAGGGUUAAUGUGUACAUGCAUCCUCAUCUGGGCAAAGGAGAGGAAGUGGUAGGCUCCAUGCUGAAAAAAUACUGCAUUCUUCCAACCUUUAUGAUCCUUUAUCUUUGUGACCUUUAUUCACCUAAAGAGGGACUUAAUGUCAACGCAUUGCACCAGUCUUUCAUUCUUAUGCUGUAUCUACAAAUGGCUAAUGCAGACACUGAAAACACAGUGAAACAGCUAGACUAGACACAAAAUGUGCCUAUCAGUUCCUUUAAAGUUUACUAAUUAAAUCAUUCUGUGUGUUUUCUUUUAUUUCCUUUUGUAUAAGAUAACAGAGGCAGGAUAGCUUCCUCAUCCUGUUUUCUGUCUUUAUGCUAAGCUAAGCUAAGCCAACAGCUGCCACAGCCUCAUAUUUACCAUAAUAUUCCUAUAGGUCGCAUGGAAUAUUUACUAUGCAUAAAAUUAUAGAAUAGAUUAAACUGCCUCCUUCAUGCAAAUGUAUUUAGUGCCAAAUUAUAUAUUCUUUUAAAAGAAAAUGUUUUAUACAUUAAAACUCUAUACAGAUAAAAGGUGUCACAUUAAAAUAAAUAAUGCAAUAAAUUUGUUACAUAGAUGUCUACCUGAAGCCAA
This is a messenger RNA of Oreochromis aureus, 1992 nucleotides long. RefSeq names its product hematopoietic SH2 domain containing (gene hsh2d). The coding region runs from base 176 to 1291 and encodes 371 amino acids. The record is from RefSeq and is a predicted model, not a curated record. Gene Ontology annotation, cellular component: cytoplasm. The transcript is spliced from 7 exons. Lineage: Eukaryota; Metazoa; Chordata; Actinopteri; Cichliformes; Cichlidae.